Messenger RNA from Acaromyces ingoldii, 1617 nucleotides. RefSeq lists its product as hypothetical. The record is from RefSeq and is a predicted model, not a curated record. The coding region runs from base 1 to 1617 and encodes 538 amino acids. Lineage: Eukaryota; Fungi; Basidiomycota; Exobasidiomycetes; Exobasidiales; Cryptobasidiaceae. The transcript has 3 exons.
AUGCUACACAGAAAAGUAACCCUGUCGGACGAGCCGUUAUUCCUAUACCCCGGUUCAGGUGGUGGACAAGUGCCCUUUGAUCUUGAUCCCAACGCAGCGCCAGAGCCCGACCAGGAAGAACAACUGCCGCCAGCCAUCCUUGUCGUCAGCAUCGCUCUCACCAUCCCCGAGGGCAUGCAACCGCCAGAGAAGAUCAACGCCCUUACCGUCGAGCUCCGAGGCAACGAGACCCUGGGCUUUCCAAAGGGUGCAUUCGAGCAACAACUCUCGAUGCAGAUCACAAAGAAGGUCGAGAGCGCGACCAACAUGGCUCUGUCAAGCGGCAAGGUGUACACCUGGGAAGUUCCCCUUGAGGUCAAGCACGACACGUCGCCGUACGAGCGAUGCACCUACGGUCGUGUGUACCAGCGCAUCCGCGUCAAGUUCGACUGGGACGGCUGGGGAAGCUGGCUCAAGGGCGGCGGCAGUAGAAGCCUUGUGGCCGAGAAGGACGCCUUUCUCGUCUGCAUCCCCCGCACUUCCAACAUCCUCGACUACGCCCGGACGCACCGAUCGGCGGCUGAACACCUCGGCCCCAUUAUCGUCCACGCCCGAAGCCAACACCUGACCGUAGGCGGCUACCUCCGCCUGGCCGUGUCGCUACCGAGCCUCUCGCCAACCGUGAAGCUGAAUCGCAUAGUCUUUUCUCUGAUCGAGACGACGACACUGCACAGUCGCAAGCGGCAAGGCUACACCGAACGAUGCGCACCCGACCGCGUCGAAUUCUUCAGCGUAGAGGGCGACAAGCUCAAAGAGUUCAUUCGGGACAGUGACGGUGUCGCGAAAACCUUUGAGGGCGCCUGGAUCGCCCGUCUCCCCGGCGAUGACCAAAUUAGGCCCAGCACCUUGGGCGGGAGCAGGUCAGCGAUUCGGCUGUCGCACCUCCUCGAGGCAAAGAUCAUCUUUGCGCCCGAGCAAGGAGCGCAACCAGCAAAGUCGCUUGUCUACUCUGCCUCCUGGCCGCUCAUUCUUCCCUCUUGCUGCUGCAUGUGGCGUUCGCUUCGCCUCCCUACGUACUCGGAGAUGGACCCCUUGCCAGUCCCGGACAAGGCAAGGGACUUUUGGGAUCAGAACAAGUGGGGCAACAUUCAUUCGAGUCAAGAUGUGUGUGCAUGCGGCCAGCCGUUGGAAAAGCUUUUAAGCUGGGAGGACGAGGGCGACGAUGAGGCCAACACGUGCCAAUCCCGCCUUAUGCAGGAGGAGAUGGCCCUGGCGGCCGAGAUCUCGGCGGCGGAACGAAGAAGGCUUUCCACAUCGGCAGCGGCAGCGGCCGCAAUUCCGGCUCCUGCUACGGCUGAAUCCGAUGGAGAGCGAGUGAGGAGGAGACUGAGAGGAAGGGACGGAAGCGGGACCGUCGGCGGCAUCGGGCCCGUUGAUCGUCAGACAAUCACGAUGACUAGCUCCAGGACGAGCUCGCCUGCACCCAUGGAUAGGAGGACGAGAUCGUCGGAAAGAGAAGCGCGCGACUCUGACGGAGGCCAGGUCCCUCCAGAGGAGGAGUCGCAGGAGCAGAGGGACAGGACGAGAUUGAUGGAGCAAAAGGCUGCGCAGCAGUAUGUGUCCGUCGACGACUACUAA